This is a messenger RNA of Pestalotiopsis fici W106-1, 744 nucleotides long. RefSeq lists its product as uncharacterized. Lineage: Eukaryota; Fungi; Ascomycota; Sordariomycetes; Amphisphaeriales; Sporocadaceae. The record is from RefSeq and is a predicted model, not a curated record. The coding region runs from base 1 to 744 and encodes 247 amino acids. The transcript has 2 exons.
AUGCCUCGUGUCAAGUACAUCCUUCUCGACUGCGACAACACCCUCUGCUUGUCCGAGCGCCUUGCCUUUGAGGCCUGCACCGACUUGACCAACGAAGUCCUCGAGAAGUGGGGCAAGCCCGAGCGAUACACUGUCGACCAGCUCCUCGAGGACUUUGUCGGCCACAACUUCCGCGGCAUGCUCGUCGGUCUCCAGAAGAAGCAUGGCUUCACCAUGACUCCCGAGGAGGUUGAUGCCUACGUCGACCGUGAGCUCGGCGCCGUCACCGCCAAGCUGAGCGAGAAGUGCAAGCCCUGCCCUGGUGUUCCCGAGCAGCUUGAGUGGGCUAAGCAGCAAGGCUAUCCCAUGUCUGUUGUCAGCACUUCGGCCAAGCCCCGUGUCGUCGCCAGUGUCAAGAAGACGGGCAUUGACCACUACUUCAAGGACGAGCACAUCUUCAGCGCAGCCACUUCCAUGGAGAAGCCCUCCAGCAAGCCCGACCCCGCCAUCUACAACUUUGCCUGCGAGAAGCUCGGCGUUGCCAAUAAGGAUACUGUCACCGUCGAGGACAGCAAGAGCGGCGCCACUGCUGCCAUGCGCGCUGGCAUCCCUCUCAUCGGCUACGUUGGUGUCUACGGUAUUGAAGAGGGCAAGGAGAAGAUGGAGCAGAUGGCUAAGCUCCUCACCGAGGAGUGCAAGGCUGCUGUCAUCAUGUACGACUGGAAGGAGUUCCCCGAGUGCCUCAAGAAGAUCGAGUCGCUGUAA